Molecule: messenger RNA, 3234 nt
Organism: Orbicella faveolata
Lineage: Eukaryota; Metazoa; Cnidaria; Anthozoa; Scleractinia; Merulinidae
Biological process (GO): protein polyubiquitination; proteasome-mediated ubiquitin-dependent protein catabolic process
Molecular function (GO): protein binding; ubiquitin protein ligase activity
Source: RefSeq, a predicted model, not a curated record
UCCCAGUUGGCUUGAUAUCUCAGUUGGUAGAGCACUGCACCGGUAUCGCAGAGGUCAUGGUUUCGAAUGCCGUUCAGUCCUAUAUAUAUAUUUUUUCACAACUGCUUAACUUGUGUGUAUAACUGCGAUGAUUAAUCAUGUCUUUAUAUCUUUCUCCGCAGUUCAAAUAUAUUAUCUUUCAUACAUUCACUUGUACACAGCGUAUGUUCUUGUUUCACGUAAAUGAUAUAUUACAAGAAACGAUAAUAUCUGGCCACGAUUUGAAAAAUAUUAGGAACCCAUCGAGUAAGCUCCUCCACCCCCUCAGUUAAACGCCUCCUUUGAAUGUGCGCCCCCGUGUCUUUAAAAAAGUUUGAAAUAAGCACCUCGGGUGCUAAUUGGAUUAUUUAUGGUAUUUGAAGGAAUUUCCCCAUUCUCUCCCCACCCUCGAUCCCAGGUUCUCUCGCCUAUGAGAGAGCCUAGGAAUCUAAAUCAGAAAACGGCUGUUUCUUGUUUGUUUACAAAGCCAAACGCAAACACUCAAGAAAGUUUGAUACUUUGAUAGUAUUGCCGUGACCUACUGUUUUCUCCUAUAGCAGAAUUUUACAAGAUUAUCUCUAGCGCAGAGAACCUGAUUUCCAUCGAUAUUUAAAACGAUUAAGGUCAAAUAAAACUGUAAAAACAAGACCUUUCAUGAAUUAAUUUGACGUCCUGUUGAUUCUUGCUUCUUGCGCCGUUCCCGUUUGGACCGAUGCCAAGGCCCUUCCGGUCACGAGACACUAGGACGAGUAGAUGACUUUCGCUUUUAUUUUCCCACCCGCCUCUAAAGAUCCUAGUACGUUGAACGUUCAGUUGGUGCCAUGCAUUCGAUCGGAAAUGCUCUGUUAAAAGCAGGUGUUGGAUGUGUAGUUUCUCAAACAGCCAAGGCAGUGCUAGAAAGGCCCGGUGAAAAUAAAAAACGACAACUGAUCGCCGCGAUCGAGCAAGGAAUCACCGUUGCCAAGUCGAAUCUCGACGGAAUUGCAAGGAAGGAUCUCCUUGCAAGUAUCAGCUUUUUUAACGAAGGAUUUGUGUAUCUGUGCCAAGUAUUUCACGAGGCAUCGGUGACUGGCAUAAACGGUCGCCUACCAACGAUAGGGGAAGCGUCUACACCCGGAAGUGAGACGCCAUCGGCAGCUUGGCUAGAGGCAAUAUAUCUCAUUAAGGCCUUAAAACCGGACUUAGAUGACUCGUCCAUUAGGAUGCUGUCUGAUGCGAAGGAAAGAUUUAAAGACGCUCGUAGGAAAGCGACGAAAGCCUUUUGCAAUGAAGCUCUUAGCACGAGUGAACGCAUUUUUGCCAUGCGAUGUCGUGUAGCAGCGACUUUGUUGGAGAAAGUGGACCACCCUGCCGAAGCCUUAGUUGCGUGCAAAUUAUGCCUUGAGGAGCUGAACUCCAUGCCAGCUGUAGAGGAAAAUUUUAGCAGAAAAAGAAGCGAUACAGACAUCCAGCUGCAACUGGAGAAGGAAGUCUGUGACAUAAACAGCGUUAUCUGCGAUGUCACGCAACAGUUUGGUCAUGGCUUUGGAGAGCUUCUCAACUGGCCUUGUGUUACUGUCAGAAAUGGCGCGAAAAUUGAUCCUUUGCACAAUGCACGGAUAGAGCACUGUUGUUUGACAUGGUCGUUCGGCCAGGAGGGCGAAGAGGAACACAAGCUAAAGUUUGCUUGGGGUAUAACGUCAAACGCGCGAGGCGAUUUCAUUGUAGCAGACAGUGUUGAUAGCAACGUAAAAGUAUUCGAUGGCAGCGGCAGGUUUAUCCACUCACUCUAUCCUUUUGCCGAAGAUUUGCAGUCUAAAGAUGAUUACGAAGUCUGGAAUGUCGCCACCGACGGCAACGAUGACCUGUAUAUGUUGACACUGAGAAGAAACGAUUUCCCAAUGGCUAAUUUGAGCGAAGUGCAUGUAUUCAACAAGGAUGGACACCCAAAGCACAAGUUCGCUUUAAGAGAAGGUUUUAGAGGCUCGUCUAUUGCAGUGGACGACAACAAGCGAGUGUUUGUCACGGGAGGUGCGUUUUCAGAUUGCCACAAUGAUGUGAUAGCAGUAUACAAUACAGGCGGAGUAUUUAUGCAUAGCUUUGGAAACGAGCAUUUGAAAAAUGCACAAGAUAUCACUAUCGCCAAUACAGACCGAGUGGUAGUGUUGAACGGGGAAAAAUCUCCACUUGUUCUGGUGUUCAGUAACGAAGGACAGUUACUUGAUAUGUUUGCAGUUAAGGGAUCUACAGCUGAUGAUAGUGGAGUUGCUGUCACAUUUCACAAGGCAAGCAAAACCGUGCUCGUUGCUUCACUGCAGUCACAAACGAGUACUGAAGUCUCAAUGUACACCGAAGAUGGUCAAUUUGUUCGCCGCAUCCAGUUCAAAACAAGGGGAUGCCGUUUCAUAACAGGAAUUACAACCACUGCUAAAGGGCGCAUUGCUGUACCAGGUCAAAACGUCGUUUUCAUCGGUUAGGAAAAGAUCCAACUCUGAUCUUUAUGGGACGAAAAAAACUAACAGAAUUUCAAAAACUUUGAUGUAAAUUCAUGGCCUACUCUGUUCGACUGUAGUUGCGUGUUAUAAGAUAGUUUUUGGUUUUUACCAUUUGAAAUUUGAAGACUUUUUUGAUUUCGCCACAACUCCGUCUGCGUGAGCUAAUCGUCAGUACAAACUUUCGGUCAAAGCCGCAAGACUUAAUAUUGUUACAAACAUUCAUUUUUCAUUAGGAUUGUUAAAUUAUGGAAUGAAUUAACAAGAGGUGUAGUGGAAGCUGAUAACGAUCGAUAACUUUCAGCGGUUUACAUCUAAAUCUAAGCUCAAAUUGCACUUAAAUUGUAAUUAAGGAUCUUAAUUUUAAUUUUAUUGCAUUUUUUAAGGGAAUUUUCACAUAGGGAUAACCUCUUAACUUCCUUUUCUAGAUGCAUCUUUCUUUUUUUUCUAUUUUUAAUUUUUAUUUGUAUAUCUGGUUUGCAUCUGGAAUAAAUUAUGUAUGUAUGCAUGUAUGUAAAUUGGAAGUUUGCAAAUCGUACAACUCGCUGCCUAAAUUCCCAAACGAACGACCCCAAAACCUCGUCCCCAAGGUCUGCUCCUCGACUUUUUUCAAAAUGGCGUCGCCCCGCCCACCAUUUGGAAAAGUGGAGAAGGCUCUAGAGACGGGGUGGGGACGACGAUGGAACCACCCCCACCCCCCGCCCCGAAACCGAGCAAAAACAUUUCAGGUUAUCAGAAACUUCCC